Messenger RNA from Castor canadensis (American beaver), 3705 nucleotides. The record is from RefSeq and is a predicted model, not a curated record. NCBI's taxonomy places the organism in Eukaryota, Metazoa, Chordata, Mammalia, Rodentia, Castoridae.
UUCACAAGCCCGAUGCACACUCUACACGCAGGCCACUCUGACCUCUGACCCCGUGUUCCAUGUGGCAGGAGGGCCCCCGCCCCGGGCCAGGCCCCAGGUCAUGGCUGCUGGCUGUCUGUGGCGGAAGUCCUUGCGGCACAGUGGCCGCGGGGUGGCAGGUGAGGACACCCUGGUCUCUGUGCCUAGGUCGGUGCAGGAUGGCAGCCAGGGCAGCCGGGAGAAGCUGGAGCUGGUGCUGUCCAAUCUGCAGGCUGACGUGCUGGAGCUGCUGCUGGAGUUUGUCUACACAGGCUCGCUGGUCAUCGACUCUGCCAAUGCCAAGACUCUGCUGGAGGCAGCCAGCAAGUUCCAGUUCCACACCUUCUGCAAAGUCUGUGUGUCCUUUCUUGAGAAGCAGCUGACCGCCAGCAACUGCCUGGGUGUACUGGCCAUGGCAGAGGCCAUGCAGUGCAGCGAGCUCUACCACAUGGCCAAGGCCUUCGCGCUGCAGAUCUUCCCUGAGGUGGCAGCCCAGGAAGAGAUUCUCAGCAUCUCCAAGGAUGACUUCAUCGCCUAUGUCUCCAAUGACAGCCUCAACACCAAGGCCGAGGAACUGGUGUAUGAGACAGUCAUCAAGUGGAUCAAGAAGGAUCCUGCAUCACGUGCCCAGUAUGCAGCUGAGCUCUUGGCAGUUGUCCGUCUCCCCUUCAUCCACCCAAGCUACCUGCUCAAUGUGGUGGACAACGAGGAGCUAAUCAAAUCAUCGGAAGCAUGUCGGGACCUAGUCAAUGAGGCCAAACGCUACCACAUGCUGCCCCACGCCCGCCAGGAGAUGCAAACACCCCGAACCCGGCCCCGCCUCUCAGCAGGUGUGGCUGAGGUCAUCGUUUUGGUUGGGGGCCGUCAGAUGGUGGGGAUGACCCAGCGCUCACUGGUGGCUGUCACCUGCUGGAACCCACAGAACAACAAGUGGUACCCCCUGGCCUCGCUGCCUUUUUAUGACCGCGAGUUCUUCAGUGUAGUGAGUGCGGGGGACAACAUCUACCUCUCAGGUGGGAUGGAAUCAGGGGUGACGCUGGCUGAUGUCUGGUGCUACAUGUCCCUGCUCGAUAACUGGAACCUGGUCUCCAGAAUGACGGUCCCACGCUGUCGGCAUAACAGCCUUGUCUAUGAUGGGAAGAUUUACACCCUUGGAGGACUUGGUGUAUCAGGCAACGUGGACCAUGUGGAGAGGUAUGACACAAUCACCAACCAAUGGGAGGCAGUGGCUCCUCUGCCCAAGGCAGUGCACUCUGCAGCAGCCACCGUGUGUGGUGGCAAGAUCUAUGUGUUUGGUGGGGUAAACGAGGCAGGCCGAGCUGCAGGCGUCCUUCAGUCCUAUGUGCCACAGAACAACACUUGGAGCUUCAUCGAGUCUCCAAUGAUCGACAACAAGUAUGCACCUGCAGUCACCCUCAAUGGCUUCGUGUUCAUCCUGGGUGGGGCUUAUGCCAGAGCCACAACCAUCUAUGACCCAGACAAAGGCAACAUCAAGGCGGGCCCCAACAUGAACCAUUCUCGCCAGUUCUGCAGUGCUGUGGUGCUCGAUGGCAAGAUUUAUGCAACUGGAGGCAUCGUGAGCAGUGAGGGGCCCGCCCUGGGCAACAUGGAGGCCUAUGAGCCUGCAACCAACACAUGGACCCUCCUACCCCACAUGCCCUGCCCUGUGUUCAGACAUGGCUGCGUGGUGAUAAAGAAAUAUAUUCAAAGUGGUUGACAUCAGCAGAAAGCCCAUGACAAGACUGUGGAUGAGUCUGGUGAGGCAAAUGCUGUACACAAUGAUAAUUUUUCAGCAACACCAAUAAAAGGCCCACAAAACACAAUCAAGGAACUCACUGCGCUAAACAUUUUGAAUAUUCUCUACAUUGAAUGUAGAAAAUCAUCCUCGCCUUUGGGUGAAACGGGCACAGUGUCUGGGCAGCAGGAACCUGGACAUGUGUUAAGCCAGGCCUGGCUGGCUCCUGCAGAGGCAUUUGCUCUGGACAGGGGCACUCACUCUGCCUGGUGCAAUAUUUCACAUAUUUUUCAACUGGGAGAGAGAAGCUGUUUUUCCCUUCCUGCAGAGCAAGCUUGAUCCCUAAAACACCAUAGAUCACUUAUCCUAUGACAAUGUUAGGCGUCAGGCUCUUUUGGAAUAAGAUCAAAGUGUCCUUAACACUUUGAGUCCUACGUUUGUUUUUUAACCAAUCUACACUUUCAAGUGGCUGAGAGAAAAUGAGGGACAGGAUUGUGCAGCAUCAGGCCUAGGAGGCUACUGGUCCCCACCGGGAUGGACAGAAGCGAAGUCCAGCCGCCUGCACAGGGCCAGGGCGGCAGCUGCAGGGACUGCUGAGGACAGCCAUCUGUCCUUCAUGGGUUUUUCUACCAUGUUUUUGCUGGAGAAGGACAAGGUGGUUGUGCUAGCUUUCUCUUAUCCAAUAUGAAUUAUUUAGAUUUCCAAGGCAUUUUCUUGAUAAACAAAAGGCUAUUUUUAAGUACUGAGAGGAGGCCACAAGAGGGAUGACGUUGUGGGAAUUCCCAAAGCUCUUUGUAGGUAGUGCCAGAAGAGCGCAUUUGCUCUCAUUUUUCUAUGUGUAGAAUAGAGGAUCUCUCCUGGGGUGGGCCAUGCCCCCACUUUAUUUUUGGAAAAAGUAACUCCCAGCCAGCCCCAUAAAGACAGUGCCUCAUGGAGGCAUUGUCAGAGGAAGAAGGGUCACAGGUCUAGGGCACAGUUCUGGCUGCCGACACCAAUCCAGCUCCCUCCAUGAGGUAAAGCUGAGGACCCAGGCCCGGGGAAGGGACUGAGGGAGGGAGGGAGGGAACAGAAAUGUCUACAAAGCACAGGAGACUAUUUUUGAUAUUUAUAGCUAUAUAUUAAGGCACCUGCCACAAGAGCUCUCGGGAUGGGGACAACCUUUUUAGACGAGCCAUGACAGCCAAGGCCUGAGGUUUGGAUAUGAGCAGAAUCAAUCUUCUUGUCACAUACUAACCUGAGCAAAGGGAAGCCAGGAGGCAAAAAGGCUCAAAAGAGAAAGGCCUCCCACUAGUCCUUAGACCCUCAAACCUCACCCAGUCAUCAGUUUCCAUUCCAGGGCAGGAAGAAGGCCAUCACCACCGUGCUGUUUGGUUGAAGAUGGUACCAAAUACACAUUUAAUCAUUUUUCUAUCUGGGAAGUCAGCUUGUCAUCACUUCAUGAUAAGAACCAUUUAUAAGGAGAAGGACAGGACCACUUUCCAUCUUUCAGUAUUUGAUGACACAAAAUUCCAAUUCUAAUCUCGGGCAUCAACUUCUAGUAAUUACAAGUGUGGCUCCCACUUGGACAAGAUACCGAGCUUCGUUAUGCAGUUUUUAAUAUUAUUUAUUAUUUUAAGAAGUAAUAAGCACAAAACUACAUACAUUGUAUGUCAUUUAAAGUAUUUAUGUCAAACAGGGUGCAAGUGUGAACCCAAGGACUGGAGCACAAAUUUCUAACUGCCUGGGGCAGGGCGAAUGUGAGCAUUGGUGUGCAUCUGCCUCCAAGGGAGGUGUUAGUGGUCACCAGGACUCCACGCGGAUGACACUGAAAUUCCGUUUCUCUCCUCACCGAUCACACUGGAGCAAAACUGGCUAUUUCUGUGAAUGAUAUAAAACAGGGUUCUCUGUAAUGGUAUUGUAUAUAGUAUAUGUUUAUUGUUAAGUUCUUGUUAUAUUAUAAUAAAUAUAUUUAU